Molecule: messenger RNA, 2123 nt
Organism: Branchiostoma floridae (Florida lancelet)
Lineage: Eukaryota; Metazoa; Chordata; Leptocardii; Amphioxiformes; Branchiostomatidae
Product: ubiquinone biosynthesis monooxygenase COQ6, mitochondrial-like
Exons: 12
Coding region: 78-1559 (493 amino acids)
Biological process (GO): ubiquinone biosynthetic process
Cellular component (GO): mitochondrion
Molecular function (GO): 2-octaprenyl-6-methoxyphenol hydroxylase activity; FAD binding
Source: RefSeq, a predicted model, not a curated record
ACCUACAUUAAGAGAGAAAGCUCAGGUGUUGCGGAGUUGGAUCGGGACAUAACAUUAGGCGCUUCAUAACAAUAACAAUGUCAGCUUUAUUUUGUAGAACUACAGUACGAGCUUUCAUCAGAAGUACAGAUGUAGUUCCAGGCACGAGGAGACUGGCUGUACGCCCACUGUCCUCUGUAGGAGAACCACAACAGUCUACAGAGUCUGCCCCUCCCCCUCCAGAAGACACAUGGGAAGAUGUGCCUCAAGACUUCUACGAUAUCAUCGUGUCAGGAGGGGGGAUGGUGGGGGCUGCGAUGGCGUUAGCACUUGGCAGUGACCCAGUCCUGUUGGGCAGGAGGAUCCUGAUGCUGGAUGGAGGACCCAGGAGGGUGCUGACACAGGUGCCUGACAGGUUCAGCAGCAGGGUCUGCUCACUCACACCUGGAACUGUGCAGCUGCUGCAAGACAUUGGAGCAUGGGAUCACAUCAAAAAUAUGAGAGUGCGGCCAUAUAAACGGAUGCAGGUGUGGGAUGCAUGCUCCGAUGCCAUGAUCACCUUUGACAGAGAUGAGCUGAAUGAGGACAUUGCACACAUCGUGGAGAAUGAUGUCAUCCUGUCAGGCCUGAUGCAACAGCUGGAUGGCAUGCAGGGUCUCGUGGACGUCAUGUUUGACACAAAGGUCAAAGGUUACAAGCUACCAUCCAAGGUCGCUGAUGGUGAGGAUAGUCCGUGGGCCAGGGUGAUCCUGGAGGAUGGCAGGGUGCUCGAUACAAGGCUUCUGAUUGGAGCAGAUGGUCCUAAAUCCCUGCUAAGACAGACGGCCAACAUCCGACAGUUGUCAUGGAGCUACAGCCAGGCUGGGGUCGUGGCUACGCUCAAACUCUCAGAGCCAACAGUGAACAAUGUUGCCUGGCAGAGGUUUCUACCCACUGGUCCAAUUGCCAUGUUACCGUUAAGUGAGACCCACAGUAACCUGGUGUGGUCCACAACUUCUGAGGAUGCAGAGACACUUCUGCAGAUGCAACCAGAGGAGUUUGUAGAGGCAGUCAACAGUGCAUUUUGGCAGGACUAUAAAAGGGAGGCUGCUGUUGACUCUGCUGUACAGACCGUGCAGUCUAUCCUGUCCACAAUUUCCCCUGGAGGAACAUCAGCCAGACAGCUGCCUCCUAGUGUGUCUGAUGUGGAUGCAGACAGCAGGGCCAUGUUCCCUCUGGGGCUGGGCCAUGCCACACAGUAUGUCAAGCACAGGAUGGCCAUUAUUGGGGAUGCAGCACAUAGAGUGCACCCUAUGGCUGGCCAGGGUGUGAAUCUGGGGUUCGGUGAUGUCUCCUGUCUGAAGCAGGUGGUGUCGGAUGCAGAGGCUACGGGAGAGGAUAUAGGCAGCGUAGAUAGACUGUUGGAGUUCGAGACUAAGAGACAGCAGGCGGUUAUUCCCAUGAUGGCUGCCAUUGAAGGUCUGCACAGACUGUACUCCUCAGAUAACCCAGCCUUGGUGCUCCUCAGGAGUGUGGGGCUACAGUUCACCAAUGCCAUCAAACCACUCAAGAAUGAAAUAAUGGGGUUUGCCAGCAAGUAACCAUGAAGAGACUAUACUGUACAGCAGCUACUCUCAGCUUCUAAACCACAGUGUGGUCAUGAUGUGUGUGCUUCUGAGCUAGACAAGCUGGAGUGCCAAGGCCUAACUGCAGUUUCAUGAUGUGUAACCAGCUUUGGUUUGCUGCAUGUAAAGCUAUGCCAAAAAGUUGAUCAACAAAGAUUGAGGACACUGAAUACCAAGUGGAUACAACAUUUCAAGCUGGUUACUCAUCCCAUCUUAGAGCUGGAGCCAGUCUUGAAAUCAGUUACAGGCAUAGCUAUGAACUAUGUUUCUUUGUGUACAUCAUUUGAUAAUUCGAUUUGAAUUGUGAUAUUGAGAAAACAGGAACAACAAACUUUUCGUGACACAACAAAGGAUAUUAAUUUAUUUGAAUUUCCACUCAAACACACAAUACAAAGUUGGCUGUAUGUAUAUAUACGUGUAGAUCUCGUUUGCACAUAACUACUGGUACUGCAAUUUUUUUAAGUUUAUGAUAAGCUCCUUCUUCAUGACAAGUGCAUGGCCACUAAAUAACAAGGGCGACAUGUACUUAUCAAUGGUAGA